Darwinula stevensoni is the source of this 471-nucleotide messenger RNA. Lineage: Eukaryota; Metazoa; Arthropoda; Ostracoda; Podocopida; Darwinulidae. The record is from the annotation of a GenBank genome assembly.
AUGGUCAUUCUCAUAUUAGCGGCUGUUUAUCCUGAGUGCCGACUAUCGGAGAAAGGGAUGGAGUACAUCGGAUCUACGAACAUGACAGAGACUGGAAAAUCAUGCCUCAUGUGGGAUUCCAAAAAUGUGACUUCUUCCUAUGAAGACAUUGAUGCAGGAUUCAAUAGAGUCUUGUUCUACGAGGAGCACUUCAUAAACCAGGACCCAUCCUUGCACAAAAACUUCUGCCGAAACCCGACAGGGUUGGAUAGGCCGUGGUGCUUUGUGGACGAUAAUGGCGUGAAGAUGGAGUUCUGCCGGAUUCAUCACUGCGGUGAUUUCAGUGAGAAAUUAUCAUCUGAUCUAUUUCAUUAUUCUGGACUCCGGGAAUGUGGGGAGGACGUUGGAAGUACAUUCCCUGGGGCACCCAAUGCGAAGGGAUAUUUUUUCACAGAUAAACAGGGUGGGCCAAAAGUUGUUGCCCCUGUAUAA